UGGACCUGAUGUGCGCGGGUUGAUCCAAAGUUGACUAACUUAAAUUAACGUAACUAGCGUGUUGUAUGGAAAAAUAAGUUGUUAUUGUGCUAAUGUCACUCAGCAACGAACCGUUUAAUAUUUUACGUGGUCCAUCGUUAUUCUCGUCCGUGCUGUUUUGUGUGUGUCCAACUCCUGUGCAUUAAGAAGAGGGCGUUUUUCUAAAAUACCCCAAACGCGUGACCUGCGGGCAGUAAUUAAACAAAACGAAAACUCUAGUACAGGGCGGCCGAGGUGUCGCGGAAUAAAUUAAGUACGUCCCGCGCGUGUAUUUCCCCCCGUUGCGAAACGGCUCAUAUUUGUCGCCGUCGACCAACCAUCGUGUGUGUAGUAGGCCUGGGCGGUUGAUAUAUUGUCGGCGUGUGCGGCACCCCCCCACCGGGUCCUCCGGCUGACUUUGUGUUUUGCGUGCCACUUUGUUCGUGCGUAGUGCGUGUGUGUGUCGGCGCAUGGGUGCGAGCGCCUGUGUGUGUGCGUCCGCGAAGUGACACUUCGAUUAUUGUGUGGCGCGGCCGUCGUUAACGCUGUGCAUAUGUGUUGGUGCUGUGUGAUGGCAAAAACACAGGAACGUCAAACACGACUUCACUGUGCAGCAGCGCCUACUUGGUUGCGAUAAUAAUCAAAAAUACCAAAAACGCUUGUCGCCGGACGUUCGAAGAAGGGUUGCAUCAGGCGAGCAGGCGAACAACGAAACUACCAACGAGUGGCCUUACCGAGAAGCGGAUAAGAAACAAGUGGUUUACCUGGUACCACGACGAGGGUUGGCGAUAAAAAUCACGCACCCACCAGAAAGGAACCCACGUUAACCUUCAGACUCACUUCUUCGGAACAAAGUCGUAAUCCGUUCCCUCGAAAAGCGCACCAGCAGCGACUGCGAGUGUGUGAGUGCGCGUGUAAAAACAAACAAGUGUCAGCGCAUUCUUCGAUUGUCCGUGGCAAAUUGUACAAAAUAAGUUUCGCAUCAAAUUUGACGUUUGUGCGUUCGUCCAUCACAACAAAGCUUUUGGGGUAAAUUGGUGUUCUGUGUGUGUUUUUGUGGUCAACGGAACCAGAAACAUUCCAAUUUCCGUCCGGGAAAAAGGAGCCCACUACAUUCGCACCAUGAGGAACAACGUUCUGAACAGUAAACACACGAACAACAACAACAUGGAAUCGUUCUACGAGGACGGUAAUGCCCAGUAUGCCCCGACAACGGCCAGCACCGGAACGGGUCCCACCAUUGGCAACGGCAAUGGAUUGAAGCGACCGGCGACGCUAGAACUGAAUCCGGGCCCCGGGAAGGCCCGCAAAACCCGCUACACAUCGGCAAUCACAAUCCCGGCGAUUUUACCGUCUCCGGACCUGCAGAUGCUGAAACUCGUUUCGCCGGAGCUGGAGAAGAUUAUAAGUCAUAAUGCGGCCCUCGCGACACCUACACCAAGUGCAAUCAUCUUUCCCCCGUCGGCCAGUGCCGAGCAGCGGCAGUUUGCGAAGGGCUUCGAAGAUGCGCUCCUGUCCAUCCACAAGAAGGACACCAGCAGUAAGCUGAACGUGGCCAGCAAUAAUAACAACAAUAACAGUACAAGCACCAACAAUAACAACAGCAGUCAGACAAUCGUCGUUACGGAGCACCAAACUGUGAGCGCGCAACUAGCUCCACCCGUGGCGACGGGUGUGGUCAGCAGCGGGCUUACCUCCAACGGCCACACUGCCAUGAGUGGCGGCGAGAUGACCUACACUAAUUUGGAUAAUUAUCCAGGUGUGGUGAAGGAAGAACCGCCUACCACUGGCACACAGUCACCCCCGGUCAGCCCGAUCGAUAUGGAGUCGCAGGAGCGGAUCAAGCUCGAGCGAAAGCGACUGCGCAAUCGAGUGGCGGCCAGCAAGUGCCGGCGGCGAAAGCUCGAACGCAUCUCGAAGCUAGAGGACAAGGUGAAGGACCUGAAAACGCAAAACACCGAGCUCGGCUCGAUGGUGGUCAAUCUGAAGCAACACAUCUACCAACUGAAGCAGCAGGUGCUCGACCAUCACAACUCUGGCUGCACGAUAACGUUGGUGGGCAAAUUUUGAACCCCACCCAAUCACCGACGGGUCCACUGGUUCUGCUGGAUGUUCUGAUCGCGCAUUUCUGUCCGCGUCUGGUGCGCUCAGUCAGCGCUCCCCGUUGUAUCGACCUCGCCUGUGGGAUGGUUGAGUUUGAAACACUCGCAAAUCCAUUAAACGCUUAGCUUUUAGGUUGCAAGCGAGCUCUCCGUGAAACGAAUCCAGGAAUUGACUGCAUGGGACAGAGGAGCGAUUGUUUCGACCGGCCAAGGACAGAAACACGGAACACAACAAAAGAAAAAAAUAACGCAAAACAAAGCUUAUUGCCAUUGUGAGACACAGAAAUGCCUUAUCGUAUUGUAACUUUAAUAGCGUAAGCAGCAGCGCAGGGAUCGGGUGCAGUGAAAAUGGAAAUGGCGACAAGUGCUAAACGCAGGGUAAAGCUCUAGUGUUAACCAGUUUUAUUUUAUUUUUAGAGGAUAGUUCUUUUAGCGCGUCUGUCACCGACGCAGUGCGAAAAGUCAGUAAAGCGCGUCGGAAGCAGGGCUUGACUAAGGCAAACAGCCGUAAGGCAACUAUCGACCGAUUUUGAGUUAAUGUGUGUUAAAGACACGGUUUAUACGGCGCUGGAGAGCUAAAGGCCGUUUGGAUGAUAAGUGCUUUCUAGUCGUUGGAUGAUUGGGCUUUUUAAUAAUUAGUUACGGUACGCUACCGUGUCGUCUGCAAUUUAGGUGUCAUACGUUUCCCCUUUUAGAUCUUUGUUUUGCACCGCAUAUGGCGCAGUUUUAGUUAGAGAAUACUAUAGGAAAUCCAACCUUGAAUACCACUACGCCUCUACGAUUAUUCGAUCAAGCGAUCAAACCUCUAUAUCCAGUCAAUAGCAAUACCCAGUUACAAACAUGUCAUGUAGCUUUCCACGAAGUUCUCGGGUCUAAAACGAACCCUCCAUCCCAGUUCCGUAACAUAGAUUUCUGUUGCAAUGUAGGUUUCCAAUUCUGGUUCAAUUCUGCGCAGGCAACCAUAGCGUAGAGUACACACCAUAGUAACACGCCGCUUAUAGUACAGAGAAACAGAUUUGCCAUACUAGGGGACAGGAAACCGAAACCGAAGAGGAAAGAAGUGACCGCGUCGAUAGCGUUCGAUUCUCAGAUAAGGUUUUAUGUAUUUAAACAGAGCAGCGAUUGGUUGGCGUACGAGGUAGGAUGUGAGGAACCACGCGGAAGAGAAGCGUCCUUCCGCCGGGGACUCUUUAGAUUGAUGCAAAAUGGUACGCAAAAUGCAAAACCCAUUGAGACACAGAUUGCAAUUACUACUAUCGAUUAGCUUAUAAGCACCAUGUGCUAUAUAGAGUCAUUGAAUGAUUAUGUUCUAAGCGUUUUUAGUUUUGUUUUAACUUUAUUUUUCGAUGAUAUUUACAAUAAACAUAAAACUCAUUAUUUACCUAAAGCCGA
This is a messenger RNA of Anopheles cruzii, 3512 nucleotides long. RefSeq names its product transcription factor Jra (gene Jra). Gene Ontology annotation, biological process: regulation of cell cycle; regulation of transcription by RNA polymerase II; regulation of cell population proliferation. Gene Ontology annotation, molecular function: DNA-binding transcription factor activity, RNA polymerase II-specific; transcription factor binding; RNA polymerase II cis-regulatory region sequence-specific DNA binding. The coding region runs from base 1141 to 2088 and encodes 315 amino acids. Lineage: Eukaryota; Metazoa; Arthropoda; Insecta; Diptera; Culicidae. The record is from RefSeq and is a predicted model, not a curated record. Gene Ontology annotation, cellular component: transcription regulator complex. The transcript is spliced from 2 exons.